Messenger RNA from Rhinolophus ferrumequinum (greater horseshoe bat), 2729 nucleotides. RefSeq names its product heart and neural crest derivatives expressed 2 (gene HAND2). Gene Ontology annotation, biological process: regulation of transcription by RNA polymerase II; heart development. The record is from RefSeq and is a predicted model, not a curated record. The transcript has 2 exons. Bases 944 to 1597 code for a protein of 217 amino acids. Gene Ontology annotation, molecular function: RNA polymerase II transcription regulatory region sequence-specific DNA binding; protein dimerization activity; DNA-binding transcription factor activity, RNA polymerase II-specific. Lineage: Eukaryota; Metazoa; Chordata; Mammalia; Chiroptera; Rhinolophidae.
AGCUGUACAUGGAGAUCUUGCUGGGAAAAUCCGCUUGUUCCCCUCACGGCGUCCAGCCCAGGAGAUCUGCCGCCGCCACCGUCCGGGAGCUCCCUCGGCCACUGCGCAGACCCCUCCGAGAGCCUGAGCCGCCGCCUACGCGCUCCAAGUCGACCGCAGGGCCCCAGAUCCUUACCCGGAAAGAAGAAGAGGAUCUGAGAAAAUGGAUGCACUGAAACCUCUCUGAAAACCCUCCGAGGGAGCCCGAGAGGAGCGAGGACACGUUACUCGCAGCUAAAAUCACAUUCAAGGACCAAAACAACCACCACCAAAAUUUUCAUUAAAACAAUAAGCGCCCAAGAACCCAGAUCGGGCUGGUGGGGGGAGGGGGAGGGGCGGGAAGGGGAGGGUCGCACGGAGGUAGCUUCACAGUGAGCAGUGGACCCGGCCGCUUCCCUGCAGAGCCGGGCCGGCUCCUCCAACUGUGGCUCGGACUCGUCCCGGGACUCCAAGUUAGCUUCCGCGCAAGGAGCGCGGCCGGGGCGUGGAGCCCGGCGACUCCGCGAAGCAGCCUCGCGGGAGCCCGGGCACUUUUGCAUGAGCACCAGAGGAUUUGGCCUCCCCGCAGCAGCCCGGGAAGCAGGAGCCGGCGCGCGGGCCGUGGAGCAAGAAAGGAGCCAGCGGCGGCGGCGGCGGCCAAGGGCGCACGGUGCCGGGACCAGCUCGCCGAGCCCCAUGGGGAGCCGGCGGCCGCAGCGCUCCUGAGGCAGGCCCCGCGGGCCAGGCGGGGGGCCGGGGCCCGGGCUGCAGCAGCCCCCUCUGCGGCUGCCGGGCGGGCCCGGGCGCCCGGGGGUUGGGGGGUGGGGGGUGGGGGAGGCCGCCGAGCGCGGAAGCAGGAGCCCGAGCGGAGGGCGCAGCGGGGCUGCGCGCACGCUGGGGCGCGUGGAGGGGCGCGGAGGGCGAGAUGAGUCUGGUGGGGGGUUUUCCCCACCACCCGGUGGUGCACCAUGAGGGCUAUCCGUUUGCCGCCGCUGCCGCCGCCGCCGCUGCCGCCGCCGCCAGCCGCUGCAGCCACGAGGAGAACCCCUAUUUCCAUGGCUGGCUCAUCGGCCACCCCGAGAUGUCGCCCCCCGACUACAGCAUGGCCCUGUCCUACAGCCCUGAGUACGCCAGCGGUGCCGCCGGCCUGGACCACUCCCAUUACGGGGGGGUGCCGACGGGCGCCGGGCCCCCGGGCUUGGGGGGGCCGCGCCCGGUGAAGCGCCGGGGCACCGCCAACCGCAAAGAGCGGCGCAGGACUCAGAGCAUCAACAGCGCCUUCGCCGAACUGCGCGAGUGCAUCCCCAAUGUGCCCGCUGACACCAAACUCUCCAAGAUCAAGACGCUGCGCCUGGCCACCAGCUACAUCGCCUACCUCAUGGACCUGCUGGCCAAGGACGACCAGAACGGCGAGGCGGAGGCCUUCAAGGCUGAGAUCAAGAAGACAGAUGUGAAAGAAGAGAAGAGGAAGAAGGAGCUGAACGAAAUCUUGAAAAGCACAGUGAGCAGCAACGACAAGAAAACCAAAGGCCGGACGGGCUGGCCGCAGCACGUCUGGGCCCUGGAGCUCAAGCAGUGAGGAGGAGGAGGAGGAGGAGAGUGCGAGGAGCUGGGGCCCAGGAGCCGGAUGCAGACCCAGGACUCCGGGCAAGCCCUCCGCGCUCCGCUCCAAGGACUACUUGCAUUUGGAAUCAUUCGGUUUAUUUAUGUGCAAUUUGCCUCCCCUCUCUUUGCCCCCCUUUGAGGCAUCCGCUCCCCACUUCCCCUUCCAAAAAAGUGGAUAUUUGAAGAAAAGCAUUCCAUAUUUUAAUAUGAAGAGGACACUCCCACGUGGUAAGGGAUCCCGUCGUCUUGUAGAUUCUCUGUGUGUGAAUGUUCCCUCCUGGCUGUGUAGACACCAGCGUGGCCCCCUACCCACCUACCCAAACCCUUCCAGAUAAAGACAGCGGACAUUAGUGUGUAUGUGAAGUGUAUCUUUAAUCCUUGGCCUUUGGAUAUAAAUAUUCCUAGGGAUUAUAAAGUUUUAUUUCAAAGCAGAAAACGGGGCCGCUAACAUUUCCGUUAGGGUCAGUAUCUAGUGCUGUCGUUUCAUCUGUGGUUGUUCCCUAUUCGAAGAUGUUUCCAACAGCUACUUGUUUUGUGCACUUCCGUCCUCUAAAACUAAGUGGAAUUUAAUUAAUAUUGAAGGUGUAAACGUUGUAAGUAUUCAAUAAACCACUGUGUGUUUUUUUACAAAAACCCUAAUCUUUUAAUAGUUGAUACCUCAAAAGAGUUUUGAAAACAAAACUGUUAUAUUUGUUUUCAUAAUAUUUAAAAUAUUCAGAAGUAAACUAAAUUAUCAUGAUUGCCUCUAACUUUAUUUGAAAGAGUCGGUGCUUCCGACCAAUCAUCAACGUGAGCUCUGAUCCUUGCAGGGUGAGGAGGUCCUUUAAAGAGAAGGGUCCUUGGUGAAAAUCCUGCCAAAGAGCUUGGGCUCUCGCCCCCACCCCCCAGCUCCCGGGAGAAGGCUGAGUGGUCUGUAGAAGGAGGGUCUGAAUCGGAGAAAGGCCUGGUGGUUUCCUCAGAAAGUGAAAAGUGUCCUUGUUUUUAUGAAAACAACCAGAUACCAUUCGGUGGGGGCUUUGGUUGCAGAGCGUGUUUUGGUGGAGGAGGUUUGAGGAGGAUCCCAGGCGUUAGUCUUUAAUUCAAAAUAUAGAGCUUUCAUCUAAGAA